ACAGAGACAAAGAAUGGAAGCGGCCUACAUGAAUCUACAGAACCAACUAAAGAACCUGCAAGGCGCCGAGCUUAAACUGGCCGAGUUACAAACCAAAUACAGUGGAAUGGAAAAACAAAACUUUGAGCUGAGUGAAAAGGUGAAGAAGUUGGAAAGAACAGAGAGGGAAUUUCAGAAGCUAGAACACAACAUUCAACUAUUACAGGCUCAAGUGCAAGAAAUGGACAUUGUAGAGCAAGAUCGAAACACCUUGAUGGAAAAAAUGAAGACCGUAGAAAACCAAAGAGAUGAUUUGUUGAGGAAAGGCCGGGUGGUGGAAUCCGAGAGGAACGACUUCCUACGGAGCAACAAAUUGAUGGAGAUGCAAAGAGAUGACUUGGAAAACAGAUGCGCUAUCUUACAAAAGACAAAUACCACCUUGAAUUCCAGGUUGGCUGAACUAGAACAGGACUUGAAAGUUGCUCAGACAAAGAUGCACGACAGCCAACAUGAACGAAACUUCCUUCAAGUGCAACUCGACAAGAUGGAAGCAGAGAGGAAUGAGAUGCAGAAGCGACUUGCUAUAACAACACAAGAACGAAACUCACUAGAGAACCAAGUGGCCGAAUUACAGGAGCUUAAUAGGGAUCACGUUAAACUUGAAGAUGGAUUCCAUUCUUUAAGAAUUAAGCUUGCGGAAUCCACGCGACAAAAAGAUGAUGCAGAGAUGCAAAUACCAACUCUAAAGGCCAAGAUAUCGUUGCUCAAAAGAGCGUGCAAAGAGAAGGGCGAACUAGUGGAUAAACUGAGCGAGGAAAUCCGAGAAUUACGUCAUUCCAUCGCAACAUCGGCUCUCGACGAUAUGUCUAAGAUCCGAAGCUACGGAUACUCGCCGGAGAACUUCGUAAAAUUGUCGGCUCAGAGAGAGCAAGAGCGAAAGAUAGCAAAACGAGAACCCGAGGACUUGGUGGAAGAAAGAUUACAAAGCAGGCUAGAAAAACAAUCUCCAAGUCGUUCACCCAAAACGUUUGAACCUUCACCUCCUGGGACGAAAAAGGCCAAGCGCUUUGUGGCGUUGUUUGAUUACGACCCUUACAAGUCGCCUGCCUGUGAGCACCCCGAACUAGAGCUCAAACUCAAGGAAGGUGACUUCCUUACAGUGUUCGGCGACAUGGACAUCAAUGGUUACUUUGAAGCGGACGCGAAUGGCGCACGAGGCCUGGUACCUAGUCUGUAUGUGGAGGAGGUAGAGGACGAUAAUGACUCGGAGCUUGCUCUCGAGGAGCAUUUAUCAAGGUCACGCAGAGACCCAUUGAAAGAUGUUCUUACUGUUUCGGACCCACUGAAAGAUGUUCCUUCGCACAUGGACAAUGAGCUUCAGUUGUACAGAGAUGACAAGUCUAGUGGCCAUUGUACGCCGUCAUCAGGCGCCUCUUCUGCAGGGUCUGAAGCACGUCAGUGCAUGGUGGCCCUACACGAUUACGAUCCUUUCCAUUCUGGGGCUUUUGGACGACCACCUCAAGAUCAGCUGUCACUCAAGAAAGGUGACAUUAUGACAGCCUAUGGAGACAUGGAUGUGAAUGGGUUUUAUCGCGUUGAUAUGAAUGGUCAAACAGGUUUUGUUCCUGGCCACUUGGUGGAGGAAGUUUCGUCAUCGUCCUUCCUGCAACCUACCAGCAGCCGAGCUCCAGAACAGAUUUUAGGAAUGCUGGACAACAUUCAAGCACGUGGACAACUGAGAGGUGAGAUGCUAGUGCCAGGUUUAUUUGCAGCAGCUUCGUCAACUCAUAUGUUCACUCCACCUGGUGUUAUUACUAAUGGCUACCCGACGCCGACUCAUGCGCUAGAAAAUGUUACCCCACCAAGUCACGUGCGCUUUCCCGGCCACCCCAGCUCGCCAGCAAGUCACAUUCAUCUUCCUGGCCAUCCCGGCGCACCAACAAAUCACGUGCGCCUUCCCAGAGACCUUAAUACACCAUCAAGUCACGUGCGCCUUCCCGGCGAUGUUAGAACGCCGUCAGGUCCCGUGCGUCCUACGGGCGGUCUAAACAGCUCUCUGCCUGAUGUGGGAUUAACAAGAUUCAAACCAUCACCGGAAGUGGCGAUGUUGGGUCCUUUAAAUAAUACACCGGUGAUACCGGUAAACUCGUCCCAGUCUGCGCCCUUGGAUUCACACAAACCAGUGAAGGCAUCUUUACGGCCCUCGGGUUCGAAACAGAUCGUUCCUGUUGUUUCAAACAAAUCACGUUCCAGGAAAGCUCGUCCCAGUGCCCCAAGUGGCUUUCGAAUUAUUCGGCCUGUAAACCACGAUGCCAUGUUGGUGGGUUGGACACUACCUGAAAUGGACGAGUUUGGAAGAAGCAACGGUCUUACUGUGAAAGGAUACAAGAUCUAUGCAAAUAAUGAUGUGAAACUGGAAGUUCGUAGCCCUUACAUGGCCAAGGCUUUGGUCGAAGAUCUUGAACUCCGUUUCCCUAUCAAAUUCAGUAUAAAGACUGUGGCUGAAGAUGGCGCCUCGUCUGAGACCGUGUCAGCUACGUUUAAUGACACAAUCAAAGGAACUUUAAUGGAUUCAUUUGGAGAAUCUUUCGAGGAUUCGGGAGAUGAGCAACGUUACAGAACGUUUGUGGCCCUUUACGACUACGAUCCGUUCAAAAGUUCACCAAAUCCCAAUCCAGCCAGCGAACUCGGCUUCAAAGAAGGAGACAUUCUAAGAAUUUCCGAUACUUCAAGAAAGGACGGGUUCUACGUCGGAAAGCUUAAGAACAAGAAAGGACUCAUUCCAUCCAACUUUGUAGAAGAAGUAGCUGUGGCUUCGCCGCGUAGAUUGGCUGCUGCUAAGAAGAGACAAGCAGCCCUUCCUAGUCCCACGCGGCCCUUCUCAGCGGGCAGUAGUAGUUCCAAUGGCGGCGGUGCUUUACCAGCACUCGCAACUACGAAUCCAACACAACUGAAAAAAAAGAUGAUGGUUGCGCUGUACGAUUACAAUCCAGAGGUGCAAUCUCCGCAAGAUAACCCAGAUUCCGAGCUUCCAUUCAAGAAAGGACAAAUCCUUACUGUUGUUGGGGAAAUGCGUGCAGAUGGUUUCUAUCAUGCGGACGUGAAUGGUCAGUUGGGACUUGUUCCAGGAAGCUUUCUUGACGAAUAUGCAAACGGGGAAACUGACAGUGGUCUGGACUCUGGAAGACGUGUGUCGUUUGAAAAAGGAAGAACGCAACACCUCCUUGGGGGACUGAGUCGAACAUAGGCACUACGCAUGUCAUUAAAACACGACUCCGCUUCCUCGUGUGCACUUGAACAGAUGGCUAUUCGCAGCCAAUUUCCGCGGCAUUGCUUGUGUUUAUAGCUUUCCGAUCAACAGAAAAAGUGUAAUUUUAGAAACAGUGAUUUUCGUGUUUAAAAAAACAUGAGACGAGACAAUUUCGCAAGAAUGAAUUUCAAUUAGUUUAUCAAUUUUAGUAUUUUAAUGUUUCAAUACUGCUGUAGAUACAGCUUCUUGUAUGUAGCAAUAGUAAAUAGUUUGUACAUAGGAAAAGAUUUUUUAAACUUGUACAGAACGAGGUCUUGUAUUUUAUCAGACGUGAAGAAUGCAAAGAUAUAUUACUUUAAAGAGUUCUGAGAUAGGUAUAAUAUAUUAUGACAAUUGCUUCAAAUUUAUAUACAAGACAAUAUUUAUAAAACAGAAGACAAAAACUUCCCUGUAAUGAGAAGAAUACUUCGUCUGAGAGCAUAAACAUUUUUUUACCUUUUUUAGUCACACUCUUUUAGUUUGUUUUACGUUAGUAAAUAAUUCAUUUUUCGCUGA
Orbicella faveolata is the source of this 3784-nucleotide messenger RNA. RefSeq lists its product as uncharacterized. The record is from RefSeq and is a predicted model, not a curated record. Gene Ontology annotation, biological process: neuromuscular synaptic transmission. Gene Ontology annotation, molecular function: protein binding. Lineage: Eukaryota; Metazoa; Cnidaria; Anthozoa; Scleractinia; Merulinidae.